Apis florea (little honeybee) is the source of this 4380-nucleotide messenger RNA. RefSeq lists its product as uncharacterized. Lineage: Eukaryota; Metazoa; Arthropoda; Insecta; Hymenoptera; Apidae. Gene Ontology annotation, cellular component: extracellular matrix. The record is from RefSeq and is a predicted model, not a curated record.
CAGCAGGAAGUUCGAAACAACUCGUCGAGCGGGAAAUCCGAGUGGAAACGAAACACAUCGGUCGUGAUGGUCAACGAUGUCGCACCGUGUCACGGAUGUAAUUGGACGUUUCCGGUCGAACGAAGGAAAAUAACGACGGCGACGAGGGGGAUGACUUGGUAGUCGAAUCGGUGGAAUCGUCAUCUCGCGACGUCAUCUCGAAUGACGAGCGGUGAAACGGCUUGGGAGGAAGAAAAGUGGUUGAUCCCGGUGGCAAUAUGACCGACAGAAUUACAUAGUGGCGCGUGGCGUGCCACGGGACUCUUGAGCGCGUACUCUUCUUCGAUCACGUGGAUUUCGCAACGCCUGGAUCGAAAAUAUAUCGUCGAGGACGCGGAUAUGUCGAGACGCGGGCAUUCGGGUCGUCGACUCGACGUGAAAUCAGCUGAUAUCGACUCCACAGUGUGAAGAAGAAGAAGAAGAAGAAGAAGAAGAAGAAGAAGAAGAAGAAGACGACGAGACGAGAAGAGAGGGAGAGAGGGGGGGAGGGGGAUAGAUCGAGAAAAAUGGAAGCAAGGAGACUGGUGUUGGGAAGCGCUAUCCUCGGACUUUUUUGGAGCGGAUUGUUCAAGGGCGCCCUGACCAAUUCGACCAACAGAUGCGACUAUCCUCCCUGCUCCUGCGACUCUCACGGCAGGCUGACCUGCGACUGUAAAGAGGAAGGAGAGGAGCUGGUGUUAACCACGGACGGGGACAAAAGGUUGAGCCCGCACACGAGCAGGAUAGCGGUGAGCAAUUGCUCGUCCGUGAUCCUGGCCAACUCGAGCCUUGCCUCGAUGGUCGGUCUGCGCGCCAUCGACCUGAUCAACGUGGCGAAUCUGACCCUGGUCAGGCAGAGUUUCGAGCUCUCCCCUCAAAGCACGCGCACGUGGAUCUCGGUGAGGAACUGCAGCAUCGACACGAUGCCAAGCUUCGUGUUUCGGGGCGACGUGGAGGCGAUCAUCCUGGAGAACGUGAGGAUCGGCCAGUUGAGCGCGUUCUCGUUCGCAAAUCUGGUGCACACGGAGAAGCUGAGGCUGGAGAAUUGCCGCAUCGAGAGCAUAGAGGCGCAAGCGUUCAAGAAAUUCGACGUGGGCCACUUGCGCGUGAUCGGUACAAGGUUCGGGGAUCAGGUGCCGAGCAGGACGAUGAACGACAUCGAGGUUUAUCACACGUUCAUGUUGGACGGUGUGAGAAUGGGGACGGUGAGAAGCGAGGCGUUCAUCGUGAGAAGCCCGCGGACAGUUGCGAUACAAAAUUGCGUGGUUGAGAGUUUAGAGAGCGAGGCGUUCGACGUGACCGCGAGGGGGCCGGUGAUCGUGAAGAACAACACUUUCGGUAGCCUGUCGAUGGGCGCUUUCCUCGGUGUACGAGCGGACGCCGAAGCGAGGACACCGCCCGCCGCCUCGCUCCACGACCUUAUCUUCAAGAACAACAGCGUGGUCAACUUCGAGGAGGGUUCGAUCAUGUUCGACCGGAAUAGUUUUCGCCUCGAGCUCGACAACCUGUUGGUCGGUCGAUCGUGCGACUGUCGCAUGUUGCCCGUGUGGAAGAACAAUAUUCUCAAUUACACCAACCUAUACUCCAGGUUUUCGGUCAAACAAAAUACCGCCGCCUCCUCCCUCGCGUCGGCUAGCCAAGACGCCCUCCCGAUCAACGAAACCCCGGAGACGUUCCUCUGCUACGACGGCGAAACGUCGAACGGGGUGGCGAUCAGUUUCGUCGAGUACGAGGCGCGACACUGCUCCCUAGGCGGAUCCAUACUGGUGUUCGUCCUGCUCAUCGCCGCCCUCCUCCUCCUAUCGAUACUGAUCGCCUGCCUGAUCGUGUGGUGCUGCAGGAGACGGCGUAGAAACAGCAGGAAAAAGUGGAUCAGCGUGCCGAUGAACGCGCCCGACGUCGUGUCGAAGAAGAACGGGGUGAUCGGUAGGGAGGCGGCCACCUCGGCCACGCCGGUCGACAGCCGGAUAACCAUGGUCGUCCCGGACGGAAGGCUCUACAGGGAGACCGAGUUUCACGUGAUCGUGGAGAAGGCCGAACCGUUGACCACGGAAUUGUAACGAGAGGCUUGGAACGGCUCGACCAGGAGGGAACCGAUGCCUCGAAUCGAGGAACAAUUCGACCGGUCCUCGAGCCGUUUUCGCGUCUACAAGUUGUGAAUUGCACACGAACCGACCAUACACGAUUGUUGCUACAUGUGCGCGUAGAUUCCAUCCAGAUUGGAUCGGACCAAUUCGCGGUACGCUCGGUUUAAACUUCGAUGCGCCUAUCCAUCUACGAGCGACGACUACUCUUUUCCAGAGUAGAAAGAAACUUUGCCUCGACAAAAUUUUUCACCCUCGCUUCCGCGCUGACGAAGAGACGCUGAUAAGAACGGGGGGAGAGAUCACGAUUCUCUCUCUCUCUCUCUCUCUCUCUCUUGUUUUCAAUUUAAUUCCUUCUAGUACAAGACAGUUCGUAAGCUUCCAUUUACAUAUCAAGAACGAGCAUCGAUUAUCCAUCCAACCCCUUCCCCCCCCCCCCGUCGUUUUUCCUUUCUUCUCUUCUUUUCAUCUUUUUUUUUCGACCGCGGUCACCGUCGAUUAUUCGAACACUUCUCGGUAAUCGAAGAGAGUUUUCCUUUCCUCUCGUUUUUUUUCACGAGAUCGCGUUGAUGGAUGAUCGAUGCGCGUUGUUAGUUAAGUUUAAGCGCGUUAGUUAAGUAGCUUCCAAAAAAAAAAUGUAAAAAAAAAGGAAAGGAAAAGAAAAGAGGGCCAGUGUCGUUUCGCUUUCCAAGAUGGAAGCGAGGCGACGGAGGAAGACGGGGAACGACGGAGAUGACGACGACGACGACGACGACGACGAUGAAAGAAGAGGCGAGAGCCGAGGAGUACAAAGGGGAGUGAGUGAGUGAUCGAAACUGAUAACGGACUCGGUCGACGUCGCGUUCGAGAUUUUCUUAUCGCCGCCGACUCUUCUAUCGAUCGAACGAGUGGGAAAAAUGCGACGAUCGCACGUUCGAUCGACCAAUGAUUCCAGGUGGUACAUUCGCGUGUUCGAAAAGCGAAGCGAGAAGAAGCGAAAGAGGGCGAAUUAUUCGUAAGAAGAAAAUUAUUUCGAAGCGAAAAUUGUUCACUCCCUACCGCCCACUUUCAUCGAGAAUCCCUGUAUUAUAUUCCUCCUAUUCCAAUUCUAACCGCGUUUCUAAUCGUGCUUGUAACACAAUAAAAACAGAUAUUACCUGACAUCCCUUGACAAUACGAGAUAAGAAGAGUAUCGAUGCGAAUAUAUCUGAAAUUAUUAUUAUUAUAUACGCCGGGCUGGCGUGGAGAAGGACGAGAACGAUAACCAAUGAAAUCAACGUUACACGCAAAUUUGUAUUCCGAACCGAGCGUGACAACUCACCGAUUGUUCUUCUCGGAGUGUUCAAACUCUUUCUCCUUAAUUUAUUGUAUUAUUUCACUACGAUUUCAUGUUUAUUUAUGAGCUCUGGACUUUGGCCAAUAAAUUGUUGUUACUGUUAUCAUUCCGAUCGGUAUCUAAUUUUGACAAAUGCGCUUCGAGGGAUUUUCCCCUCGACGAGCGUAAUCGAUUCGCCACGAGGGAAACCGCGUUCGCGUUUACGAAUUCGGCCGGUAAUCUCGAAAACGGGGAGGUCCUCUCUCUCUCUCUCUCCAUCUCUCUUUCGGAGUAAUACGCGCGCAUACGGUUUAGCGUAAAACCGCAACCGACUGCCGCCACUCGAGUAUCGUUCCGCCGUUUCGAGCUGCUUACGGUGAUUAAUAGACCCGAUAUAAUUCGUCCUCCUCUCCGUUUCAUCAAGGUAAGCCAUCGAGAUAUUUUACCCGUCCAACGAAUCGAGUGAAAGGAAACCUGAAAGGAAUUCGAGAAACGAGGAAACGUUGCCGGAGAAACGUUGAGCAACAACGACGAGGACGACAACAGAUUCGAAGCCGUUUUUUUUUAAAGCGGCAAUGAGACCGUGCCGUGACCGACCGUUUCGUGUUAACCGUGCAUUAUUGAUACAUUUCGAUCGUGCGGCAUCGUUUCGUUUUAUCCCCGAAGAGCGAAGAGCAGAGAUCGAUGUUUCUCCCGAGAUCGUUCAACGAGACCCUUCCCUCGAAACUUGAAACCUCGAAUUUUAUCGAGGCACGCCCAAUUAGAGAUCGCGCGUGAAAAAGUGGGUGGCAUCUUUCGUCUAACGGCAUCUCGCGUCUAUAAAUCCGUGUGACAAACACGCGCGCGUCUACGAUUAUCGUGCUUGUGCGUCGGGAAAUUAAGCUUUUCUAAGGACGUUUUAGUUGUAAUUAUCGUCAGACUGUGAUAUAACGACAGCCGAUUGUAUAAUUUAUUUUACAUUGAAAGAUGAUACCAGCGAGAUAA